GGCUGCCGAUGCCCCCGGCCCUGAACGCCACCCGCUGGGGGGCCGUGGAGGCUGCGCUGGACCUGGCGUCGGGGUGCGUGCCACCUUUAGCCUGUGUCAACGCCACCUGCUCUCCGCCCUACAAAUGCCUGGACACUUGGAAGCAGUUCAAGUGCGACUGCGGCGAGGGCUUCCAGCUUAGUCCCGACGGCUCCUCCUGUCUGGAUGUGGACGAGUGUCGCUACGAGCCUUGCCUCAACUUCGCCUCGUGCUCAAACUCGGUGCCAGGCUACUACUGCUCCUGCACUAGCGGCUACGCAGGCCACAACUGUGAGCAGCAGGCCGGACCCUUGGCCUUCCCCCUCGGCGGCCUGCCUGUCCUGCUGGCCCUCACCUUCUCCCUCGCUACUGUCUUAGGUUUGCUGGCGAUUGCAGUGUCAACUUAUUUUCUAAGGCGCCGGAAACUCGAACUCAAGACAACGUCAGUCGACGGACCAACAAGUAAACAAACUCAACAGCAAGUCAUAACCGCAACAAUCAUAGACUCCUCCAACCACUCCCCAGUGCCUUCUAAAGAAUCUAAGAAAAGUAUUUCCAUAGAGGAGCUAUCUAGUAAUAAUCGAUUUUCUAAAGAAUCAUUGAAAAACAUGACAUUAUUUUCAAAACCUUCUUCGAAAAAUGCAGCGCUUUCCGAAGAACUGCAAAGGAAGAGUUCAUCGUCCGAAGAAUCCUUCUCUUGUGAAGGAAUAAAUUCAGUAGCCGGCCACGCCAUCGAGGUGCGCUACACGGCCAGCGCCGCCACACACACGACACUCGCGCCCAGCGUCUGCGAGCUGCACGCGCUCCAGCACGACGCCGUGCCUUGCUUAGGGCGCUACAACCCCGACGCCGUGCCUUGCUUAGGGCGCUACAACCCCGACGCCGUGUCUUGCUUAGGGCGCUCCAACCCCGACGCCGGGCCUUGCUUAGGGCGCUCCAACCCCGACGCCGUGCCUUGCUUAGGGCGCUCCAACCCCGACCUCUCAGGCGAGGACGUGACGAAGUCUGGCCAUGCAGGGCCACUGAGCGCUCUAACGCUCAUGGCGCCUCGAGGCUAUAGAGACGAAGAUGAGGUCCAGCUCAACAAACUGCGAGAUGUUAUAAAUGGCGUGGAAUACAUCUGCUCCGAGACUCCAUGGCCGCUGCUCCAGUCAUGUACUUCAGACUCCACUCCUGAUAAUAUCAAACGGCCGUACUUUUCAUCUCUGAGACGCAAGUCAAAUGAAUUGGCUCCUUUUCUCAACGUCAGUGGUGAGAAAAAGAUAUCGACGUCUCAGCCAGACUCAAAUGAAAGAAUGGAAAAAGUUGCUUGGUAUUGUGAAGGUCACAACGCUCCCCAAAAAACUGACAUGAUGGAGAAAGACUCAGAAGUUGAUCCCGCAUCAGGAUCGCUGCCUGCUCUGACAAUGUGUUCUGCAUCUCAUGAGUGCAAGGCUCCUAGAUGACAAAAACAAGUUUGAAAAAUUUAACAUUGCAUUUGAAUUUCAAAACUAUUUGUUCGAUGGAACUAUCUAUGAAUUAUCUAAAUAUAUUUUCAACUCA
Messenger RNA from Hyalella azteca, 1560 nucleotides. RefSeq lists its product as uncharacterized. Gene Ontology annotation, molecular function: calcium ion binding. Bases 9 to 1463 code for a protein of 484 amino acids. Lineage: Eukaryota; Metazoa; Arthropoda; Malacostraca; Amphipoda; Hyalellidae. The transcript has 6 exons. The record is from RefSeq and is a predicted model, not a curated record.